Neopsephotus bourkii (Bourke's parrot) is the source of this 1414-nucleotide messenger RNA. Its product is annotated as protocadherin-16-like. Gene Ontology annotation, biological process: homophilic cell-cell adhesion. The record is from RefSeq and is a predicted model, not a curated record. Gene Ontology annotation, cellular component: membrane. Gene Ontology annotation, molecular function: calcium ion binding. The transcript has a single exon. Bases 56 to 1414 code for a protein of 452 amino acids. Lineage: Eukaryota; Metazoa; Chordata; Aves; Psittaciformes; Psittacidae.
CUCCGUGCGCUCCGUCGGGUGCUCCGCUCCGCACAGCUCCGCGCUGCUCUGCGGGAUGGGCCGGGACCACCGCGGGCGGCUCCCGGUUCUGCGGCUGCUGCUGGUGCUGCCGCUGCUGUGCGGGGCGGCGGGGCUGGGGCGCGGCUGCGCUCCCCGGCUGCUCCGCUUCUCCGGGCAGGUGCCCGAGAACAGCCCGGCAGGGACGCGGGUGCGGGGCUUGCGGAUGCCGCUGCGGCGGCUGCUGGGCCCUGGGGAGCCCGCUGGGGAGUGGGCGCUGGAGGGCGGCGGCGCCUGCCGCUUCUUCCUGCAGCGGCGGGCGGGGGGCGGGCGGGGGCUGCUGCUGCUCCGCACGGCCGAGCGCCUGGACCGGGAGGCGCAGCCCGCGUACGGGCUCCGGCUGCGCCGGCGGGCGGGACGGUGCCAGCGGCAGGCGCUGCUGCGGGUCCGGAUACUGGACCGCAACGACCACCGGCCGCGCCUGCACCCUGCCCGGCCGCGGGAGGUGGAGGAGCUGGCCCCGCUGGGCACGGAGGUGGCCCGGCUCCGCGCCUCCGACGGCGACGAGGGCUCCAACGCGCGCCUCACGUACGGGCCCUGGCCGCCGGGCGCCGGCAGCCGCCUGCUCUUCGUGGUGCCCCGCAGCGGGCAGGUGCUGACCGUGGGCUCGCUGCUGGGGCUGCGCCGCCUGCGCCUUUGCGUCGCGGCUCACGACCACGGCCGCCCGCGGCCGCUGCGCAGCCCCGCGCGGUGCCUGCGCCUCGCCGUGCGCGGCCGGCGGCCGGAGGGCGGCGGGAAGCGGCGGUGGGGGCGUUCGGUGCCGCUGCCCGAGCGGCCGCCAGGACCCGGCUCUCGGCGCUACACGGCCCGGCUGGCCCCCGGGGCGCGGGUGGGCGACGCCGUCUUCACCGUCCCGCGGAGCCUUGACCGGGCGGCGGGCGGCUGGUUCGAGCUGGCUUCGCCCGGCGCAACCCCCGUGGCUGUCGACAGGGCGUCGGGGCGGCUCUACCUGCGGCGGGAGCUGCGAGCCGGAGGCCGGGCGGAGGUGCUCGUCAAGGUGCACCGCGGCGGCGGAAGAGGUAGGGGAACGGGAAUGGGACCGCAUCUCCCCUGGGUGAAGACGGGCGGGGAAGGAGGGGGGGACGCUGAGCGGGCAUGGCCGUGCCGCUUGUCACCGGGGAGGUGCGGCAGCGGUGGGAUGUGGGGAGCCGCGGGGGCUGCCCCCAGUCUGGCCUGGGCGGUGUGGGGAUGUGCCGGAUCUUCUCCGGUCCCACCUGCUGCUAUUCCGCCUCCUGACUUCAGAGGAGCAGGUGAAAACGUGGGCAAUGGUGCUUUAGUUAUGUUGUCUUCCAAGAAUUCUUGUCGCAGCAGGUUUGUAGGACCAGGGGAAUUUGCUCAUGAGUUAAGAAGCAGUUAA